This is a messenger RNA of Phragmites australis (common reed), 752 nucleotides long. Its product is annotated as beta-glucosidase 29-like. Gene Ontology annotation, molecular function: beta-glucosidase activity. The record is from RefSeq and is a predicted model, not a curated record. Bases 343 to 639 code for a protein of 98 amino acids. The transcript has 2 exons. Gene Ontology annotation, biological process: carbohydrate metabolic process. Lineage: Eukaryota; Viridiplantae; Streptophyta; Magnoliopsida; Poales; Poaceae.
CCAAUGGGUGAUUGGGUUGGACGAAUGGGUGACCACCCGUGGGUUUAACACAUUCAAACUUGAAACAAUGAACCCAUUUUAACCUCAUCCAACCUUUCAUUACAAACCCAAUCUAGCCCAACCUGCUAAGUAGGUAAACCCGAUUAACAACCCAACCCGCUAAACCCAUUUCAGCCCAACCCACUGGCAGGCCUACUCUCCAGCAAGUUAUCAUUCGUUGAUGCAAAGGAUAAUCGUUUACUAACUUGGCUUUGUGCUGCAGAUGGUUCCCUGAGUGGAGGAGUCAACAAGGAAGGGGUGGCUUUCUACAACAACCUUAUCGACGAGAUCAUAGGCAGAGGGAUGAAGCCAUUUGUCACAAUCUUCCACUGGGACACGCCCCAGGCCCUGGAAACCAAGUACGGGGGCUUCCUCAGUGAAAACAUCAUGUAUGUAUCCAAGCACCUGCAGUUCGUCAACCACGCCAUCAGGAACGGCGUGAACGUGAAGGGGUACUUCACCUGGACGUUCAUGGACUGCUCUGAGUGGGGGGACGGCUACCUGGAUCACUUCGGCCUCAUCUACAUCGACCGCCUCAACGGCCUCAAGCGCUACCGCAAGCAGUCCACCUACUGGAUCGAGAGGUUCCUCAAGAGAUAGAUGAUGAUCCGAUUUUAAUUGGCAAGUGGCCAUUACUCUCUCAUCGUCAUGAGCUCCAUCUCCGAUUUUAAUUGGCUGCUGUUUACUGUUACGCCGUUGCUAUUUGUUUCCAC